CUCGCGGCCUCGCCCUCCUUUCCUCCCAUCUCCACAUCAUCCUCCGUACGGCUGUGCACAGACAACCACCGCAUCAUGUCUACCAAGCGGCCUACUCUCGAAUUGGGCAAUGUCCUAGUGGUUGGAGGAUGUGGUUUCCUAGGCUGGCACAUUGUUGACCAAUUGCUUAAUUUUCCCUCGGAGUCCGACCCCAGUGUCGCACUGCCCAAGCCGCAGGGCGAUGCCAGAUUUGACUAUCCCAAGCUCGCUGAUCGGUAUCCUCGAUGCAUAGCAAAGGUCUCCGUUGUCGACCUCCGGACCACCAAUAAUCGUCUACCGGGCGCCGAGUACUACGAUGGAGAUAUUACCUCUGCGGAGUCCAUGUUGUCCGUCUUCCGUGCUGUCAAGCCGGACGUCGUUAUCCACACCGCCACCCCGAACGUGUUGGAAGGAAACAAGCCAUUGCUGCGCAAGGUAAAUGUGGACGGAACCAAAACACUGCUCGAGGUCGCGAGCGGAGAACGUGGCGAUUGGGGUGGAAAGUGCAAGGCAUUUGUUUACACGAGCUCGAGUUCUGUGGUUCACGAUACGCAGAGUGACCUGAUCAACGUGACUGAAGAAUGGCCUCUUAUCCGGGGACCAUUGCAACAGGAGUACUACUCUGAGACCAAGGCGGAUGCCGAAGAACUCGCCCUGAAGUACAACCGUGCCUCGCCUUCCGGAAUGGUCACCUGCGCCGUUCGCCCCGCUGGUAUCUACGGCGAGAAGGACACAACAUUCACAUUUAAGAUCCUGGAACAUGCCGCUAAGGCUUCCCCGACCGUCCUCCGCAUGCAGUUGGGAGACAACAACAACCUGUUCGACUUCACCUACGUCGGGAACGUCGCCUACUCGCACACGCUCGCCGCGUAUCGGUUACUCGCGACCUACGCGCGCUACGAGGGUGGACAGGGUGGACCCCUAGACCAUGAGAAGGUUGACGGCGAAGCGUUCAACAUCACCAAUGACUCGCCGGUCUAUUUCUGGGACAUGACCCAUGCUGCCUGGGCGCUCACUGGCAAGGUGGUUGAGCCUGAGCAGGUGUGGGAGCUCCCCGAGAGUGCUCUCGGACCCAUCGGCUCGCUUGCAGAGACCGUGCUCGGCCUUUUCGGAAAGACCCCUCGCUUGACCAGACGUAUGGUGCGGUAUUCGUGCAUGACCCGCUACUACUCGUGUGACAAGGCUAAGUUCCGCCUGGGAUACCGGCCCAUCGUCCCAGUUGACGAGGGUCUUGCUCGUGCAGUCGGAUAUGUGGUCGAGCGGGAGCGGCUGGAGGGGCAGAAGAAGGCGUUGUAAUCGCGCGGACGAGUCGAGGGAAAGAGGCAUGGAGUCUAUGUAAUAUAAGUUGAUUUCUCUUCCAGAUGGCUUGAUGUGAAUUUCGCCCUGUCUAUAAUAUUAAUGCAUGAAUAGCAGGCUGGUCUCUUUUGCAAAGAUCUCGAUCUUGCCCGGCCAGACUCUACGACGAGAAACG
Molecule: messenger RNA, 1489 nt
Organism: Aspergillus homomorphus CBS 101889
Lineage: Eukaryota; Fungi; Ascomycota; Eurotiomycetes; Eurotiales; Aspergillaceae
Product: C-3 sterol dehydrogenase/C-4 decarboxylase
Exons: 2
Coding region: 76-1314 (412 amino acids)
Biological process (GO): steroid biosynthetic process
Molecular function (GO): 3-beta-hydroxy-Delta5-steroid dehydrogenase (NAD+) activity
Source: RefSeq, a predicted model, not a curated record